CACUCGCUUCUCACACGUGUUGUUUAUGUUUCUAAGAGCGCCGCAUGGUUUGAAGAUUUUUAUGUGGUGUGAUUGAACCGAAUUUUCCUAUUUUUGAUCGAUCUCGCACCAAAUAUGUCUCGACUAAUUGUCAAAAACUUGGCGAACAGCGUUACGGAAGAAAAGCUGCGGGAGUGUUUCGGAGUUAAGGGCAUCAUCACUGAUGUCCAACUCAAAUUCACAAAGGAUGGCAAAUUCCGGCACUUUGGAUUUGUUGGGUUUAAAAGUGCCGAGGAGGCGUUGUCUGCAAAGGAAUACUUGGAUGGAACUUUUAUCCGAGGCACCAAAAUCCAGGUUGCCGUUUGUGCAGAUUUAGGUGACGACAAAAAGCCAAAAGCUUGGAGUAAGUAUGCCGCUGAUAGCACAGCUUACAAAAAGGAGCACAAGGAUGAACUGAAAAAGGAGGAGGAGGAAAGAUCGAAAGCUAAACAAGAGGAAAAGAAGAAGAAAAAGAAAAGCAAAAAUUCUGAACUAAUUGAAAAACACAAAGAUGAUCCUCUUUUUGCCGAGUUUCUUGAAACCCAUGGUAAAAGUUUAGAUGAGUUGGUCGAAAAAGAGCCAGAAGGAAAGGAAGAAAAUAAAUCUGCGAGUAAAGAUUUAGAUGAAGAGGAUGACCAGCCCAAUGACAAAGAGGCGAAUAAACAAAUUUCUGAUUUGGAGUACCUGAAAUCGAUCACAGAAAACACGGAAGGAAAGGAAAAGCGCAAGAAGAAGGAGAAGGUGCCCAAACCAGCGCUAAGGAAUACUCUCUUCACAAUAAAAAUUAGAGGAUUGGGCAUGAAACAUAAAAAGAAAGACAUCAAGCAAUUCUUCGGAACUGUGAAACCAAAAAGCGUGCGGUUGUGCAGCAAAGUAAAGGGAAUUGCUUAUGUUGGCUUCAACACUGAGAAAGAGAUGAAGCAGGCGCUGAAAAAACACAAGAGUUUCCUUGAGGGCAAACAGCUUCAGGUGAGCGCCUACGGCACUCCCAAGGAACAAUCAGGGGAGGAGGCAAAGGAUAAGUGGAAGCAACAAGAGGAGAGUGUCAAAAAUGAGGAGAGCAUCGCCGAGUCAGGCUGCAUCUUUGUGCGCAACCUGUCUUACACCACCAGCCAGGAGGAUCUCGAGCCUCUCUUUUCCCAAUAUGGUCCUGUUACUGAGGUCAGCGUGCCAAUUGAUAGACUGAGUCGUAAAAUGAAGGGCUUUGCGUGCAUCACAUUCAUGGUUCCUGAAAACGCGGUGAAAGCGUACACGGCGCUCGAUGGAACCGUAUUUCAAGGCCGAAUGCUUCACCUCUUACCUGGCAAGACCAAAAAGUCUUUCACAGAAAUGGCAGAAGAAGAUGGUUUAAGUUUCAAACAGAGACAGGCGCUAAAGAAGAAAGCACAGUCUGGCUCGUCGCACAACUGGAAUUCGCUGUUCCUUGGCCAGAAUGCGGUUGUCGACGCUAUGGCAAAGAGUUACAACACAAGCAAGGAGCGAGUACUGGACUCUGAGUCUGGCGACAGUGUUGCAGUUCGACUCGCGCUUGGAGAGACACAAAUUGUGCUUGACACCAAGAACUUCUUGGAACGCAACGGAGUCUCUCUGGACGCCUUCAACCAGGCGCCUAAGUCACGUUCAAAGAACACGAUUUUGGCCAAGAAUCUGCCUGCGGAAACAACUGCUGAGGAGCUGAGGGAAAUGUUUGGCAAGCAUGGUGAGCUAGGCCGUUUAGUGCUCCCUCCGAGCGGCGUCACUGCAAUCAUCGAGUUCUGCGACCCGUCUGAGGCCAAGACCGCCUUCACCAAGUUGGCAUAUACAAAAUUCAAGCACCUGCCACUCUACCUUGAAUGGGCGCCAGAGGAGACAUUUUCCGUCCAGACCAAGCCCAAGAGCAAAAAGCAACCUGCAAAGAAGCAAGAAAAUGGUUCAAACGUGGAAACUGACGAGGGGCAGCAGAAAGAGGAACAGGCCGCUGAGGAGGAAGAGGAGAAGGAGGAAGAGGAAGUGCAAGCAGAGAACGACACCACUUUGUUUGUCAAAAAUCUCAAUUUCAGCACGUCAGAAGACGCUUUGCGGCAGCACUUCGCGAAAUGCGGAAAACUGGCGAGGGUAAGCGUGGCUAGGAAGAAUGACACGAAAAAUGUGGGCAAGACGCUGAGUAUGGGCUACGGCUUUGUCCAGUUUUUGCGUAAGUCUUGCGCAGACAAGGCCUUGAAGACGUUGCAGCACUCGAUGCUUGAUGAACACGCCAUUGAGCUGAAGAGAUCCAACAGAAGUCUACAGGGUGAUGUGGCGACAACCAGAAAGCAGGCCGCUGUUGGAAAGCAGACGGGCAACAAAAUCAUUGUGAGGAACAUUCCAUUCCAGGCAACCAACAAAGAAGUUCGAGACCUCUUCAAGGUCUUUGGCGAACUAAAGGCUGUGAGGCUUCCUCGCAAGAUGGUGGGAACAGGACCGCACAGAGGCUUUGCAUUCGUCGAGUUCUGUGGCAAAGGCGACGCUAAGAGAGCGUUUGACGCCCUGUGCCAGAGCACCCAUCUUUACGGCAGGCGGCUUGUGCUCGAGUGGGCCGCGCCGGAGGAGUCCAUUGACGAACUGCGCAAGAGAACGGCCCAACACUUUCACCAAGAUGGUCCUGGCAGUUCAGCUAAGCAGUCGAGAAAGAGUGUUUUGAAAAUGGACUUGUCUAAUAAAGAAGACGACGAUGAUGAUUAAGGAGGAUGUGAGAGCGGGAGGGGGAUGAGCAGCAGCAGCAGCACGCCGUACGUGCAGAAGCUGGCCCUGCGGAAGGCCAAGCCGGCCGACUCGGUGGUGCAGCGGGUGCUGAGCGCCAAGGAGCAGCGCGCGCGGCAGCUGGAG
Molecule: messenger RNA, 2862 nt
Organism: Cloeon dipterum
Lineage: Eukaryota; Metazoa; Arthropoda; Insecta; Ephemeroptera; Baetidae
Product: probable RNA-binding protein 19
Exons: 14
Coding region: 115-2718 (867 amino acids)
Cellular component (GO): nucleolus
Molecular function (GO): mRNA binding
Source: RefSeq, a predicted model, not a curated record